AGUAACGACAACGAUACGACAAGACGACCGCGACGCGUGUCUCUGUCGCAAACACGAAAACGCAUUUUAACUGCAUCCACCUCGUAUCUAACGGUCUCGAUCGAAUAGCGCGCAUUUUAUACGUACGUACAUACAGAGUGCGAUAAAACGAAUUAUAAUAUUAGUGCAAGUCAGCUAGCUGUAUGGGUACGAUUUCGCCGCACUGCCGCUCAGAUAGAACUCAAGAACGUCUCACUCACAGAUACGACGCUGCUGGUGCAUCUGCAGCUGCGGUGUUAUUAUAAAUAGUAAUUUUAAUAUUAACAGUAUCAACCACAGUGGUUUGCAUCGCGGUGAUGACGUGCGCGUUUCACUAAACGGUUGUCCGGUGCAGCGCGCCAACGACGACGACGCGAGCCGGCCAUUGCAUGUCGUACAUGUCGCCGAGGGACGUCGUCGGCGUCCGCGCCGCCGGCAGCAUCAGCCUGUCGCCCGGCAGUUGUAUGGAAGCACUCAGCGAGAGUUCGGCGUCAAGCGCGGCGGCCGCGGCGGGCGGCUCCGUCACCGUCUCCGACUUCCUGCAGACAAAGCGCAGCCUGUCGUUCUCGUCCGAACAGGUGUCGUGCAUGUGCGAGGCCCUCCAGCAGUCCGGUGACGUGGACAGGCUGGCCCGGUUUCUGUGGUACCUGCCACCGAGCGAACUGCUCCGCGGCCAAGAGACCGUCCUCCGGGCCAGGGCCCUAGUGGCGUUUCACAGGAACGCAUUCCACGAGCUGUAUGCCAUAUUGGAAAGCCAGAGCUUCGACUCGAGGCACCACUUGCAGCUCCAGCAGCUGUGGUUCAAGGCGCACUAUCUGGAAGCGGAGAAAAUCCGAGGUCGGUCGCUAGGAGCGGUGGACAAAUAUCGGCUGCGUAAGAAGUACCCUCUGCCGAAGACGAUAUGGGAUGGCGAGGAGACCGUGUACUGUUUCAAGGAGAAGUCAAGGAACGCGCUGAAAGACUGUUACCUGAAGAAUAGGUACCCGACACCCGACGAAAAACGUGAGCUGGCCCGGCGGACGGGCCUGACGCUCACGCAAGUCAGCAACUGGUUCAAGAAUCGGCGGCAACGUGACAGGACGCCCCAGCAGCACAGUGAUUUGCUGAGUAUAGGCAGUUCGGAUAGCAGAAACUAUGAAAUGGCUGACGUCCACGGUGUCAAGUCCAUGUGUUACCAGAGCGUGGCCUCGUCCACAGGUGGCGGGAAAAUCGGUUCUGUGGCAGCAGCCGCGGCUCUCAAAUCCGCCACGGCCACAGUGGUGGCCGGAUACCCAGCGUCCGACUCGGAAAUGUUCGCGUCCGACUAUCCGUCACACCACCUCCAUCACCAUCACCACCAUCCCCACCAACACCAUUACAGCAACAACAACAAUAACAUAAACAACAACAAUCAUCUCAGUCACCUCUACCACAAUCACCAUCACCAAAUGCUCCAGCCCAUACCACAAACUUCGGCCGCAUCGCAUUCAUAAUGACUUGAUGAUUAUUAAUUACUAUAAUAUAUAUUAUGUAUAUUGUAUACUAUAAUAUAGCAGUACCUUAUAAUAUUAUUAGGUGAUAGUAGAUAUAUAUUAGUAAGAAAAAAAAUACAAAACGGCAUAAAUUGUAUACAAACCCCAUUAUCUGUAUGAGGGUCAGUUGUGCAGUCUGUGAUUAAAGUUAAUCACAGUUUAACCGGCCGAAUUUGGCCGGUUAAAUAUCUGUUAUCAACUGAUUAAGCGUAAUCGGAGUUUAAUCACAGACUGUACAACUGGCCCUAAGUAUGAAUAUUAUUCAUUUUUUUUUUUAAUUGUUUAAAAAAAAAAAUCAUGUCAAACAUUAUAAUAUUAACAAAAUAUUCAGCGAGCCCGUGCGAUUUGUGGUCCGAACAAACGAACGCGUCCGUCAGUCGAUUUAAUCAACACGCUAACCAUUUGCAACCAGCAACAAGACAACUAUUAUAGUUAUUAUAAGUAUGAAUAAAAUAUAGUGAAUUAAUUCGAUCGAUAAUCGGGCAUUUUACAAAACUUUAAGUUUCGAAAGAGAUCCUAUUAGAUAUCUACUUUUUAAAACGGGGAUUAUGAAGCCCAUAUUCAUAUUAUCCACAUUUUUGUGCUGAUCUUGUACUAAAAACGCAUUUUUUGAAUUCCGGUGUCAAAACACAAUAUAUGUGCUAUCGCCUAGUGAACAUUUAUUUAUUUUUAAACUCGAUUUGACUAAUAUUUAGUUUCUGAAAUUCCGGAUGUCUAUCAUAUGUUUUUAAUAAAUCAAUUUAUAUAUUUUGAGGAUCUUUUAGCUUUUCUCAACUGUUUAGGUAAUAUUUAUUAUGCGUACCCCAUCAUACAUAAUAAUUUAUGCAGAUGGUUAUAAUAUUAUUAACAUUUAUUUGCAUUUAGCAAUACUUGUUGGCUAAUUUUAUUUUAUUUUGUUUAUAUUUAAAACUGACUUUUUUUAGACUUCAGUUAGAAUAAAAACAAUGAUAUUUUUACCCGUCAUACCUUUAACACAUAAAUGUAAUGUCAUAGUCAGUCUCAUAUAAUUCUACAAAUGGGCAUGGAAAUCCGAAAAUAUAAUUAGUAGAAAAUAGAAAUUAUGUCUGUAGGUAGUUACGCAUAUUUACAUGAACCAUAUACUGUUAUAAGAUUUAAAAAUAAUAACAAUAAAUGGAUAUCAUAUUAGUCAUACCUUGUUUUGAAGCUAUUGCCAGAUAACAGACAUAACUGUGCACAGCCAGACACACAUCUCAUUUAUAUCUGUUUCUUUUUCUGGCACGAUUAUUACUCGAUUCUACCUUACUCGUACGCAGUGAACAUAUACAGCAGAAGUAUAAUAAUUAUAUAAUAUAGCGUAAGAAAACGUAAAACGCUGCAACUAUUCUUCUUUAGACCAUAUUCUAUUACAAAUUAAAAAUAAUUUGACUGUAUACAAAUAUUAUACGAUAAUAGUCAUCCCGAAAAUAUUAUCAUCUUAAAAUGUGGCGUUAGAGAUGUUUAAACUUUUUCAAUAGAUUUCACGAAUUCGAUGUUUUUUUUUAAUUGUAAUAAUUUCGUUACCUUUACGUUACUUAUUAUAGAUUGACUGAGACAGUUAUAUUGUAGUGCCACACGACUUUACUAUAUUGACACUUACACGGGUAUUGCAUAGGUAACUAUUUAAAUCCCGAAAAGGGUCCGGUUCACACCCCUCCCCCAAAAAAACUUCAUAUAAUCACUAAAAAAUGUCUUAAUAUAAUCGUAAAAUAAAUUUAAAAAUUAUUAUCACAUUUAUUAAUUGUAUCAUUUAGUUACAACAUAAUUUUAAAAAUGUUCAAAACAUAAAUUAGCAAUAAUAUUAUGAAUUUUCAUUAAUGUCGUUUCUGUUUUUGACUCGACCUCCCCCCACAAAAAAAAUGUACACUUCAUUCUGCCGUGCUAUUUAACUUAUAAAAUUAACUAUACCAUAUAGGCUGACUGAGUGACAAAUGACAGAUAACUGCAGUAUUUUAAAUAACACCUAUACCUGCCUAUAUGUAUAUGAUAAAUUUGUUUCCAAUGUGCGCCAUAUAGUUCGCCGCAAUUAUAUACAAAUACGAGUAACGAUACAAUAUUGGCGUGUGCAAUCGAUUUGAAAAUAAUCAUUCUAUAAUAUAAGUAGGCAUAUUUUAUGUCAUAUAUAUAUUUAGGUGUACACUGUACAUGUGUGUGUGUGUGUGCGUGUACCUAUAAAUGAUUAAAAUAGUUUUUAUCGUUGUUACCUAGUUGAUUUAAUUGAAAUGCCAAAUACAUUUCGUAAGUGGUUAUAUAUUACAGUGUAUAUAAUAUAAUAAUACAUAAAUCGCAUAAAGUUAUAUCCGUUUAAAAUUAUAAUGUAUAAUGUUUUAUGGUAAUUUUAAAAUUAUUUUGUAUAUUUUUCGUUUCUAGACAAAUAUAAAUCCCGAAUUAGGUUUUUAGUUUCUCGCGCACUUUUAUAUAUGUAUGUAUUAGGUUAGGUUAAAUUACUACAAGUUGACUGAUGACGUCAAAAUAUCUGUUUUAAAUCUAAAUAUCGUAUAUACCUGGCUUUUAUCUCGAUGUAACACAGUUACAUGGCCUUGCAGGAAAUUAACUUAGUUCGUAUAAAAUAGAAUUAAAAGUUUCAAAAAAAGUCACAUGUCGUUGUUAUUUAGAAUACAUAUUUAGUAGGUAUAUUGAAAACCAAACAUUAAAUUGUAUUGUCGUAUAAAAAUAAUCACGUUAACCUGUAACGCGUUUGGAAAACAGAAACCUAGCUGGGUCCUAGCUAUACGUGUGCUGCUGCGGUGAUUAGAUCUAUUAUUAUAAUUAACCACAUAAAAUGAUUUUUUUACGGGGUGGCACCCGACCAUUUUUUUGUUAAUUUUUUAGUAGGUAUUGUAAAAUAGAAACGCCCGAGUGGUUGUAUCGAACGGGUAUUCGUAUUUUUAUUGUAUAUUAUUAUUAUUAUUAUGUACUGUACAAAUUGUUCUUGAAAUAAAAUACAA
This is a messenger RNA of Myzus persicae (green peach aphid), 4474 nucleotides long. Its product is annotated as homeobox protein SIX6-like. The coding region runs from base 408 to 1490 and encodes 360 amino acids. Gene Ontology annotation, molecular function: DNA-binding transcription factor activity, RNA polymerase II-specific; RNA polymerase II cis-regulatory region sequence-specific DNA binding. The transcript has 3 exons. Gene Ontology annotation, biological process: regulation of transcription by RNA polymerase II. NCBI's taxonomy places the organism in Eukaryota, Metazoa, Arthropoda, Insecta, Hemiptera, Aphididae. The record is from RefSeq and is a predicted model, not a curated record. Gene Ontology annotation, cellular component: nucleus; transcription regulator complex.